This is a messenger RNA of Dipodomys spectabilis (banner-tailed kangaroo rat), 861 nucleotides long. It is a transcript of the gene Ccer2, whose product is annotated as coiled-coil glutamate rich protein 2. The record is from RefSeq and is a predicted model, not a curated record. The coding region runs from base 1 to 750 and encodes 249 amino acids. NCBI's taxonomy places the organism in Eukaryota, Metazoa, Chordata, Mammalia, Rodentia, Heteromyidae. The transcript is spliced from 5 exons.
AUGCCGCACCCCACAUCCCACUUUUUGUUGCUGCUGCCACUGUUGCUGCUGGGGACUGCUACCACGGCUCCCCUGGCCAGCAGUCCCUCCAAAAGGGAGCUGGCCCGCUGUCUGGCAGAGGUCCUGAGCCUGGGCUGGGUGCACAGGGGGCCAUGCACGGCUCUUCUCUACAAAGAGAUAUGCGAGAAGGAGCCCCAUGGCUGUGGGUCCCAAGAGGAGAAAGGGGUGAGUGGGGACUUGAAGGAGGAAGAGGAGGAGACUGGGAAGAUCAAGUCGGACCAGGAGGUGAGGGAUGAGGAAGAGGAGGCGGCAGAGAGGACACACAAAUCUGAAGUCCAGGAAGAGAUACUCCAUGAACAGCAUGGCCGGCUCCAUCAGGAGAAAGAAGAGGAGGAAAAGAAGAGACAGCCUGGGGAGACCUUUGAAGAGCUGUGGAAGCAGCGGCUGGAGGGUGCUGGGGGCCCCCAAAAGCGGGUGGCAGAGAAAGCCAGCCAUGAGCAGUCUGCCCAGUUCCAGGCAGAGAAGAGCACGAAGAUGCAAGGCGGCGACCACAGCUUGUGGCAGCAGGGUCAGAGGGGUGAGGGGGAGAGGCCUGAGGACACCCCCCACCUUCAUCACCACCAGGAGGAAGAGGAGGAGGAAGAGGCCUCAGAACAGGAGGAGCGGGAGGAGGAGCGGCUGGAACGCGUGCGGGACGAACUGAAGAAGGCCACAGCCAUGCUAGGGGAAGAGCUGAGGAGGGAGGGCUGACCCCGGCCCCAUGCGUCCCCCCCCACUCACGUACCCCUCUGCUUCAGGACUGUUGAUACCAGCUCCCCACCCCACCCCCACACACUUUACCCGACACCCACUCACCCUGAC